GGUGAUACCUGUUCAGCCUCGGCUCGUGUCAUGUCACGUUCUGGUAUGUAACAUGCGUCAACGGCGAGCAGCUGCACGCAAUAAAGGAAAAAUCAGGAAAAUAAAAAUAUAAUCGCGAGGAGUCUUGAGUUGAACGAGGAGACAAUAAACUCUGACGUUGGUUAUUAUUAAUAAUGACAAAACUGUUGCAUUGAUGCGCGAAUAAGAGUGAAAUAUGUUUCGGGAGGGUUAUUAUCUGGAAAUAAUUAAGGCGAAAACUUCAGCUGCGACGGCUGUCAUUACAGUGAAGGAAAAAACAGUCGAGAUAAAGAAUAAAAAGAUAACGACCAACAAGUGGCUCACUCUCGAGGACUGGGCAUCGCUCUAUCAAGUCCUAGAGAAAGGUGUGAUACAGAACAGCGAGAAAAAGACACGGUCAUCCGAGUCUAAGAAAAGAAAAAAACUUACCAGGCACCUUGAAAUUGUAUACACUUUCGAGGAGUCUGAAAAUCCUACUGACAGAACCACCCUACCGACUAUAAAAGUCGGCGUAUCACCGGUGAAAAAAAAGUCUAGGUCCAAACGCGAUUCAACUGCCGGUGAAGUCGAUAAAAAAGAGAAGAUCCGGGUGUCUUCCACCUCGAAAGCAGAGCACAAAAAUGACGGUUCCAAUUUGCCUAAACUUGAGAGUUCUGGGGAAACCUUCUACGGGACAGGCUUCAAAGUAGAGGAGUAUAUUCCUAAUGUGCCUAAGACAAAGGGGACUGAGAACGGAGCGGACAUAAAAUAUAUUCCGAGCAGGAAAAGUGCCCUAGAAAAUCUCCACAGGUCUGUCGAAUCAAACGAGUACAUUCCGGCCAUCGUCACUGAGGAGGGUGCUGGUACCAGUGCACUGGACGAUCUGUACAUCCCGAAUUCAGUACCAAAAAUACUGAAUAUUGAUGAAACCUAUGAGCCGUUCAACCCGGCUAUUACGACCAGCAAAACGGCUGGUGAAUACGUUCCGAAUUCGAAAGGAGUGAAGAAAAAAAUGGAAGAGUAUCAGCCGGACUUCACCAGCAAGGCGAUGAAGUUCGACAACAGUUACGUUCCGUCGAGCUCUGCAAAAAUAAUGGAGCUUAAGAAAAAUGGCGAGAAGUCAUCUUCAGGCAGCAGUAGUAGUAGCACCAGUGGAAGCGUCAGGAAAAAGAGGAGUAGAGAUACGGAGUCCAGUACUAGCAAAGAAUCAUCGUCUAAGAAAAAAAAUUCCCCUGUCACUCAGAGUACGAGUGUUAAGCGAGAAAUGUGAUGAGAAAUUCAACGUUUUCAGGGAUGGAGUUUCAGCCAGGCAUAACUUCCAUAUUUUCGAGCUUUGAUUUUGAAAUAUUCAGCCAACAAUAGGCUUAGGAGCUUUUUCAAAAUACUCCAAAACCAAGGGUCAUAAAGUGUCCCUAAAUUUGACGUCUUUACACUUGUGAAGUUGUGUACGAGGAGAAAAAUUACUCGUUUCUUAAGACAUCUUAUGUCUCUUCAUUAUUUAAGAUAAUUUAUUCAAUCUCGUGUAUACUGUAAAGAGUUACAGACAUGUUGUGUAUAAUCAUUCUAUUUUUGUGUAAUGAAUUUCUGCUUUUCUUUUCACAGCAAGUUUCUGAAAAUGAUCGACACAGAACGAAAUUAGUAAUCCACUACGUUAUAUCUAAGAUAGGCCUCGAACCAAUAUUAAUAGUCUGUUCCGUUAGAUUCAACCAACGAAAUCGCUAUACUUUAAUCUUUUCUCAUAAAAGUGCUGCAAAAGAAAGCACUCGUUUAUUCCUAAGUUAGGGUAAUGAAUAGUAAAAGGAAUCUAGGGUCGUGUAUCGUUUAAUUUUCUCAACGUGGAAUGCGUGUGAUAUUUUUGUAAAUAAUAUAAACGAAUCAGAGUUGGUUGUAUACUCCUUAUACAUGUUAUAUUUGAAGUACUGGUUACGAAAUGUGAAUAAUAACAAGCUUAUAUCCAUGAUAGAUAGGUAUAUUUUUAUCGGAUAUAGUGAAUAAAUAUACGUUGCUUAUUAUAAAAUUAUCGU
Diprion similis is the source of this 2021-nucleotide messenger RNA. RefSeq lists its product as uncharacterized. The record is from RefSeq and is a predicted model, not a curated record. NCBI's taxonomy places the organism in Eukaryota, Metazoa, Arthropoda, Insecta, Hymenoptera, Diprionidae. Bases 215 to 1267 code for a protein of 350 amino acids. The transcript has 3 exons.